AAUUUUCUCGUUAAAUUAAAUGGAUUCAUUUGUCAUUUAAUCUAAGUAAAAAAAAAAAAAAACAUAGAAAAGUCAUAUCAACAUACAUUGGCAUUGAAAAUUAAUUCCAUUGUUGAAUGAAGAAACAAAAUCCUCCAACCCCCAAAGAAAAAAUAAGCACCUUUUCCUCCUGUUUUCCAUCCCCCUACACCACAACCAAGGAAAAUUUCUUUUCUUAUCAUAUAUAUAUAGUUUCAGGCUGAAUUGGGACAGUAACGAUUCAUAUAUAUAGUUGAUUUGAUCAACUUAUUUGGAACUGAGACGUAUCUGUUAUAUAUUGUUGCGUUGUCAAAUUAGGUUAUGUUUGACUCCAUCUGCAGCAAGUGAUCGAUCGUCUAUAGAAGCUUUAAUAUUGGGAGAGUAAUUAAGCACACGUCGCCUGCUUGAUGGCUUGUUUCUGAUCUAUUACACUGAAGACAAAAACAAACCUCUUUGCAUUACUAAGACGUACAAUUAGUCAUGGCAGAAAAUUCAGCGGAAUACAUUAUGGAAAAAGCAUCAUCCUCAUCCAUUGAUUUGAACGAAGAGAACAAAGAGGAAAGCGAAGAAGAAGAAGAAGUGAUUGAGGUGGAAGACAGUAGUGAGAAAGAAACAGAAAGAAAUUAUAAUAGUACUAGUAGUGAUGUUGAAAAGAAAAACGUAAGGCAAUAUGUUCGAUCAAAAUUGCCAAGGCUUCGUUGGACUCCUGAACUUCAUCGCUCUUUUGUUCAUGCCAUUGAAAGACUAGGUGGUCAAGAAAGAGCCACACCCAAGUUGGUUCUCCAGAUGAUGAAUGUGAGAGGUCUAAGUAUCGCCCAUGUAAAAAGUCAUCUGCAGAUGUACCGAAGCAAGAAACUUGAUGAAUCUGGGCAAGUGUUAGGCCGAGGUAAUAAUAGAGUAAUGCAUGGAAGAAGCUAUUUCUAUGGACAAAGAUAUAAUCCUAUACAAGAUUUCAAGAUGAAGAAUGGUGCCAUUGUGUUAGCAAGGAAUUUUAACUAUGAUGAUAAAGCCCAUGUUCUAAAUUCCUUUUCGAGACCCCCAUAUCAGGCCAAAAGUACCUCUUUCAGGUACUUGCAGUGGUCUUCCGAUAAUCAAGGAAGCUUACUUAAUGCCAAGUCUCGGAAAGGUGAAGAUUUGUUGAGAAUGAAGAGCUGGCAGACACCAAGAGAAGUAGUACUUGAAGAAAAUGGAAUUGUCCCAAUUAGGUCAACCCAAUUUCUGGAACAGAAAAAGUGGUGUCCAUUCAUCCCCAAUCAGUGGGAGGAGAUCAAAAGGGCUGAUAUUUCUUCAGCUGAAAACUCUCAAUUUCUGCUUCAACAAAAUUUGGGACUACCACAUUCCAAGUGGAACUGCAGAAACAAUGCCCUUGACCAAAAUCUUGUGACACCUUGCAGGAUUGAGACGAAAGAAGACAAGGAGGAAAAAGAAUGGUUAUCUGAUUUGCAACUAAGAUUAAGCAGAAACAGAGAGGACAAGAAUGAUAGCAAGAGGAGGGAUCAGCCUUCAGAUAUAAACACAAUGCUUUCUCUUUCUCUUCCUACUUAUUCACCAAAUUAGGAGGGAGAUUAAUUAGAGUUUUAAGAACAUAAAAAAGUUUUAUUACUGUAUUAAUUAGCUUGUUAAUUAUUGUUCAGACCUAGCAGCCUAGGUAGGAGGGUGAGUACUUGACAUCUGACCAAGCAAUUAGCAUUAAUUAAUUGGAGUCAGAUCUCCUAAGUACUUGCUUUAUAGGCCCAUACACUACUUUCAGUUGCCACACUUAUUUUUCUUUGUUUCACGAAAUCAAUUUUUAGGUUUGUCUCUUGGAAGUGAAACUAUAUAUUUACGAUGGAUUAAUUACCUUGCUUAUAUGUAUUUAAUAUUAGUGGGGAUAUUCUCUU
Molecule: messenger RNA, 1898 nt
Organism: Solanum dulcamara
Lineage: Eukaryota; Viridiplantae; Streptophyta; Magnoliopsida; Solanales; Solanaceae
Exons: 7
Coding region: 499-1575 (358 amino acids)
Molecular function (GO): DNA binding; DNA-binding transcription factor activity
Source: RefSeq, a predicted model, not a curated record